Messenger RNA from Budorcas taxicolor (takin), 1005 nucleotides. It is a transcript of the gene CD47, whose product is annotated as CD47 molecule. NCBI's taxonomy places the organism in Eukaryota, Metazoa, Chordata, Mammalia, Artiodactyla, Bovidae. The coding region runs from base 94 to 1005 and encodes 303 amino acids. The transcript has 8 exons. Gene Ontology annotation, cellular component: plasma membrane; extracellular exosome. The record is from RefSeq and is a predicted model, not a curated record. Gene Ontology annotation, molecular function: thrombospondin receptor activity. Gene Ontology annotation, biological process: positive regulation of phagocytosis; positive regulation of inflammatory response; positive regulation of cell-cell adhesion.
GACAGGAGGUGGCGGCGGGUCCUCUCUGUGUCUGCUGCGGCGCCUGCUCUAGACGCCUGCGGCGGCUGCGGCGACCCAGCGGCGGGCGCGGAGAUGUGGCCCCUGGUAGUGGUUCUGCUGCUGGCCUCGGUGCGCUGCGGUUCAGCUCAACUAAUAUUUAAUGUAAUCAAAUCUGUAGAAUAUACCCUUUGCAAUCAAACUGUUGUCAUCCCAUGUUUUGUUAACAAUGUGGAGACGAAGAACAUUACUGAAUUGUAUGUCAGAUGGAAAUUUAAAGGAGAAAACAUUUUCAUCUUUGAUGGAAGUAAGCGGAUGUCCAAGCCCAGCAGUAACUUUUCUAGUGCAAAAAUCACACCACCAGAAUUACUGCGUGGCAUUGCCUCUUUGAAGAUGGAUAAGAGUGAUGCUGUCUUGGGAAACUACACUUGCGAAGUAACGGAAUUGAGCAGAGAAGGAGAAACCAUCAUAGAACUAAAAUAUCGUGUUGUUUCAUGGUUUUCUCCAAAUGAAAAUAUCCUCAUUGUUAUUUUCCCAGUUUUGGCUAUACUUCUGUUCUGGGGACAGUUUGGUAUUGUGACGCUUAAAUAUAAGUCCAAUUAUACGAAGGAGAAAGCCAUUUUUCUAUUAGUUGCUGGACUGCUGCUCACUGUCCUUGUCAUUGUUGGAGCCUUUCUUUUCAUCCCAGGUGAAUAUUCAACAAAGAAUGCUUCGGGACUUGGUUUAAUUGUACUUCCUACAGUAAUAUUAAUAUUACUUCAUUACUGUGUAUUUAUGAUAGCUAUGGGGAUGUCCUCCUACACCAUCAGCAUACUGAUCCUUCAGAUACUGGGCUAUGUGCUCUCUGUGGUUGGAUUCAGCCUCUGUGUCUCAGAAUGUAUCCCAGUGCAUGGUCCUCUUCUGAUUUCAGGUUUGGGUAUUAUAGCUCUAGCAGAAUUACUUGGAUUAGUUUAUAUGAAAUGUGUUGCUUCCAAUCACAGGACUAUACAACCUCCUAAGGUAAGUUAA